GGAGGGGAGGGGGAGACCCCGCGGGGCCAGGGGCCAAAGGAGGAGGAAGGGAUUUACCCAUCACUGAGUCUCUGCUGUUUCCUCGCAUACAUUACCAUCAAUGCCCGGCCUGUGUGUAAGGCUGUUGCUGAGAGGGGACUUCAGGGAGCAGUGGCAGAGCCCAGGGAGGGGAGCGGAGAAUGACUCAGCAGGGAGCUGUUCUUCAGGGUUACAAUAAUGAGCUAGUGAAAUGCAUUGAAGACUUGUGUAUGCAAAAAGAAGAGCUGAACAAACAAAUCCAGCAAGCAGAAGAGGAAAAAAAUAAACUCCAGCAUGAAAUCCAAGUCCUGAAUGAACAACUGGAAUGUGUAUGUGAAAACCUGGCCCAAAAGGUAGCUUCACGUAAUGAGCUUGAUAAAAUUCUUGCUGAAACUGAAGCUGCUUACAUGAAGAUUUUGGAUAGUUCUAGAACUUUGCUUAAUGUCCUGAAGAAGGAAGUGGGAAGCUUAAAGCAUACACCAGAACUGAAAACCAGUGUAACGUGA
Nipponia nippon (crested ibis) is the source of this 524-nucleotide messenger RNA. NCBI's taxonomy places the organism in Eukaryota, Metazoa, Chordata, Aves, Pelecaniformes, Threskiornithidae. The record is from RefSeq and is a predicted model, not a curated record.